AGCGCGGGCAGAGCCCGGCGCGGGCACGGCGCGCCUGCGGGAGCGCGCAGCUCGGCCGUGCCGGAGCCCGCCUGGACGGAGGGCGCGAAAACCCCGCCACAGAGCGCCGGGAGCCCGGCACGGGCCGCGCUGGUGCCGUGCGGCGCGGGUGUGAAGCGGCGCCGUGGCUGCGGGAAGGGGACCGGGCUCGGUGAAAGACGCGCCGAAGGCAGGAGGCUCGUGCCGUGCUCAGGGUUUGUUGCUGUGCGGAUUUAUUUGGGCUGCCCAGGGGGAGCGGUGCAGAAAGGCACCUGGCGGGGGACUGAGGCACGAUGUCCGUGUAUGUACUGAAAUGAGCACGUCGACCGCGGUGUCUGCUGGAGCAGUAACGUGUCACCGUACGUGUUAUAACCUCUGCUGGCCAUCGGCGUGAGGAGAUCUUUCUAAUUUCAGCCUUUUCUCUUGUUACUGUCUUUGUAGACUGGGCGCUUAUUGUUAGGGAAAGCAUGUGGAUGUGAGAGCUGCCCCAACAUGCAAGCAACCUGAAUGUUUUGUACGAAACAGGUUUGAGGUCUUCUUCUGUGACAGUGUGUAGGAGAGACCUGAAGAUCAUCUUGCACCUCAGCUUGACACAAACUGCAGACAGCAAAAUGACAGUCAGCCCCCCGGCGCCUCCCUCCGCCGCCCCCGGCUGUAUGGUACACGGAGCCAGGGCCCGUCUCCGCCGCUCCAGCGGGAGGAGCCGCGUCCUCAGCGCCACCGCUGCCGAGAGGUGAUUCAUGGCAGGGGACGUGGAAGGGUUUAGCUCCUCCAUCCAUGACACCAGUGUCUCUGCAGGAUUCAGAGCACUGUAUGAGGAGGGAUUGCUUCUUGAUGUCACACUUGUCAUUGAAGACCACCAAUUUCAGGCCCAUAAAGCACUGCUUGCCACCCAGAGUGAUUACUUCAGGAUUAUGUUCACAGCAGACAUGCGAGAACGAGAUCAGGACAAAAUCCAUUUGAAAGGUCUGACAGCUACAGGCUUCAGUCAUGUCCUCCAAUUCAUGUACUAUGGAACUAUUGAACUGAGUAUGAACACUGUUCAUGAAAUCCUUCAGGCUGCCAUGUAUGUCCAGCUUAUAGAGGUGGUAAAGUUUUGCUGCUCUUUUCUCUUAGCUAAAAUCUGCUUAGAAAACUGUGCAGAAAUUAUGAGACUUCUGGAUGAUUUUGGUGUAAACAUCGAAGGAGUCAGGGAAAAAUUGGAUUCCUUUCUGCUAGAGAAUUUUGUGCCACUCAUGUCCAGACCUGACUUUCUUUCAUAUCUGAGCUUUGAGAAGCUCAUGUCUUACUUGGAUAAUGAUCAUCUGAGCAGGUUUCCAGAGAUAGAGCUGUAUGAAGCUGUUCAGGCCUGGCUACGCCAUGAUAGAAGACGCUGGAGACAUACGGACACCAUCAUUCAGAACAUCAGGUUUUGUUUGAUGACACCAUCCAGUGUUUUUGAGAAGGUAAAAACAUCAGAGUUUUAUCGAUACUCCCGGCAACUGCGACAUGAGGUUGACCAAGCCAUGAAUUACUUUCAUAGCGUUCACCAACAGCCUUUGAUGGAAAUGAAAUCGAACAAAAUUCGUUCCGCCAAACCCCAGACUGCAGUAUUUAGAGGAAUGAUAGGACACAGUAUGGUAAACAGUAAAAUUCUUCUCUUGCACAAACCAAGGGUCUGGUGGGAACUAGAGGGUCCUCAAGUACCUUUACGACCAGACUGCCUUGCCAUUGUAAAUAACUUUGUGUUCUUAUUAGGUGGGGAAGAACUGGGGCCAGAUGGUGAGUUCCAUGCUUCAUCCAAAGUGUUUAGAUAUGACCCAAGACAGAACACUUGGUUACGAAUGGCAGACAUGUCUGUGCCACGUUCUGAGUUUGCUGUUGGAGUGAUUGGCAGGUAUGUUUAUGCAGUGGCUGGGAGAACCAGGGAUGAAACAUUUUACUCCACUGAACGCUAUGAUAUUACUGAAGAUAAAUGGGAAUUUGUGGAUCCCUAUCCAGUCAAUAAGUACGGACAUGAAGGGACUGUGCUUGGUAACAAGUUGUAUAUCACUGGUGGAAUUACAUCAUCUUCAACUUCUAAGCAAGUGUGUGUGUUUGAUCCCAGUAAAGAAGGGACAGUAGAGCAGCGAACACGGAGAACUCAAGUGGUCACUAACUGUUGGGAGAACAAAUGUAAAAUGAAUUAUGCGAGAUGCUUUCACAAAAUGAUUUCUUAUAAUGGUAAGCUUUAUGUCUUUGGUGGUGUCUGUGUGAUCCUGAGAGCUUCCUUUGAAUCUCAAGGAUGUCCAUCUACAGAGGUUUAUGACCCUGAUACCGAUCAAUGGACUAUAUUGGCUUCCAUGCCAAUAGGUAGGAGCGGUCAUGGUGUAGCUGUUCUGGACAAACAGAUAAUGGUUCUUGGAGGCCUUUGUUACAAUGGUCAUUACAGUGAUUCGAUUCUCACUUUUGAUCCAGAGGAAAACAAAUGGAAAGAAGAUGAAUAUCCAAGGAUGCCGUGCAAGCUGGAUGGCUUACAGGUCUGCAGCCUGCACUUCCCUGAGUAUGUUUUGGAGCAUGUUAGACGUUGCAGCUAAAAUGGAAUGAAAAACCCAAUCAAAUGCAAAAGAGCUAUACUAAUUUGUUGAAAAAAAAUUACAAACCAGUUGAAUUCCGGCAGAGACAUUUCCUUGUGUAUAAGAACAAUGGCUAAAUGCUCAAGAGAAACAGGAUGUACAGGGAGUGUACUUACCAAGUUUAUUAGAAAAGGUGAUAGUUGGUCUGACCUUGUGAAAGCUUUGUUGGUUUUUUUUUAACAAAUAUAAUUGUAAGAAUGAGAAAAAAAUAUAUUUUUGAGUCUGCUUUUUUUUUUGAUAACAUUUUAUGUCCACAAUGUGUUCUCUUUUUUUUAAUGGCCAUUAUACCACUAUGCUUUUGAAAUAAGUUGAGUUUGACAAAAUAUUUGUGAAAGGAAGAGAAGAAAGAUGUUACUUUCAUUUUUUAUUGAGCAUCAAAAUACCUGUACUUGGGUACAACCAGGUAUAAAGUAACAAACCAAACUAUUUCUGUAUCUUAUGUUGUCUUUUAGAUGCUUUUUCCAUUAACUGCAAAGUAUUCUCAAAUCUACUAGGUGUUUUUGUUUUCCCUUAUUUACGUUGGAGAAGAAUUUUAACCCUUUUGCAUGACCCUUUUCCUGGUUUUGUACAGUUGUACCAGUAAGUCUGCCAAAAUGCAAAUUACACAUUUUCUACUAAAUUGAAAACAAAGCAUUUUUAUAUUCAAAACACUAUUUCUAUGCUGCCUUCUAUUGUCUGUGUUGUGUUUGUUGGUGAGUAAAAAAAUGUAUAGACACAUGUGCAUACACUGUAAAAACUGUAUAUAAAUGCAUCUUUUUAUGUGCAGUUACAAUAUUAUAUUUUAACUAGUGCACAGAUUCAGCCAUAUCUGUUGAAUUUAGGGUAUUCUUUCAUGAGCUAAAUAGUUCAAAGUUCUUAAGUGAAACUGGAAGCCUCAUUUGGUAUCAAAGUAUCUUAUCUUUAGUAUAUACUGAUUGAUUCAGUAACCUUAAACUCUUUAUAUUGUUGCUACAUAAUGAACUGUUAGUUAUUUGUUAUUUUAUAAAUUAUUUCUUAAAAAGUAAACUCAUUUUACCUGAGUUUCUUUUUGGUUUCCAUGUGCUGCCCAGUUUUCUUUUUUCUUAAAAAUAGAAAAUGACAAUAAGCAAAUGCUCAGCACUGCUGUACCCCACAGUUAUUUUUGGAACUGGAUAUGCUACAAUUUAUUGUCAAUACUUUUCUUAUACUCACACUUCAAUAUGAGUACUCAUACUGAAGUGUGAGUAUAAGAAAAGUAUGAGUACUCAUAUUGAAGUGGUAUAAUAUUUUUAUUAUUAUUAUUUAAUUAUUAACUGUUAAGAACUACUGUGUUUUGAGAAUGUGGAGUUAGGUGAUUGGUUUGUUAGUAUAAUUUCUGUUUCUUUUAUAAAAACCUGCAGAACUAUGGCUACUGACCUUGGAGUGCCUGAAUAGAGAUGGCUGGUCCAAAAGGGUUUUGACUAUUCCGUUGUGUUAACUUGCAGGUAUAAAUUACAGUAGAUUGAUAAGAAUUAUCUGCCAAGGCAUAAAUAGUAACAGUAACUGCAUUUGGACUGUCUUUGUGGAUGUAAAUUAGCCACUUCUAGAGCCCAAAGGAGACAUCUGGGCAAGCUGAAGGCUCACAUGUAGUUCAGAUGCUGAAACGUGAGCUGCAUAUUUUGUAAAAUCUUAUGCUGCUGUUUCAUUUUAAGCAAUAGACUUUACUUUAUAUGCAGCAAUGCAAAACCACUUUAUUCAGCAUCUUCCAGUCAGAAUUCACUGUAGAAAAGGAAUGUACAGUACUCAGGGAGUUCAAAAGAAUGCACUUACAAAGGGACCAAAAUCACCCUAAAUUUUCUAUGUUAAAAAUAACACCUACUUGUGUAAAUGAAUUUCAAAUAAUAGAAGUUAAAACAAUGUGUAAAACUUCUCAUACUGUGUUCCGGUAUUUAUAACAUAAUUUGUAGGAAUUAUGUUCUGGGUUGAAAUGUCAGUUUUUGGAGCUAUAUGGCAAGUCAUCAGAUUUUUAGGAUUUGUUUAUUGUUAGAAAUUAUUUAUUAAUCGAGUAUUUUCAUAUGUUUUAAAACGAAGAGGGAAUGCUUGCCAUCAUAGCUGUAGUGAUAAGUUAUUUGCACCAGAAGGGACUGGACCAAAUAUUGAUAUUCAGCCUUCUGAUGCAGACUAGUUUGCAGCUAAAUUUGUCUUUUUUAAUAAGAAUUCAGUUUACUGAAUUAGAAAUCUAAUUUACUUUCUUGAUAGCCUAACUUAAAGAAAAUGUGGCUUACACUAAAACCUCAGUUUCACUGUGAGACGUGUACAUCACCCUACAUGGGAAGAGAUAAACUGACUCUGGUAGGUGCUGGCUGUGUGCUGACUGUACAUAGUUCAUGGAAUAUUGGGGCACAAGAGAAAAAAAAAACAAGUUGGGGGAUUUUUGUUUGUUUGUUGGGAUUGGUUUUUUUGUUGGUAUGUUUGGUGGUUUUGUUGUUAUAUUUUUUGUCACCAGCUCAUUUCUUAAUGGGGCAGCAAGCUAAUCCUGUGUGAGGCGGAUGUCAAGGGCAUGUUACAUAGAGUACUUCACUUUGUGGGGCCAGAGCCAGUGUGAGGAGCAGCCCUGGAUCUGGAUAUCUGGUGUUCAGGAGUCAGAUGUCUUGGAGACAUGGCCAAGACUUUAUUAAAAGUAGUGGUAAGGAUAUGAGUGUCUCAAGUUACAUUUUUGAGUCUGCAUUUAAGUGCUUUCUGAAGUUCUGUGCACUCAGCAGCUGCCACUGAAGUCAUUGCUGAGUGCUGACGCUUGAAAAAUGAAGAACCAGAAUGGUUUUGGUGCUCUGCUUUUAAGCUCAUGUUUAUCUUCCGGAGCCCAGUUCUGAAAGAUCUUGUUCAGGAUUGUAGUAGUAAUUGUUCUCUGAAAUUAUAAUUGAACUGUUAGUUUCAGCUUCCCUGAAGCUAUGUCUCCACUGAGAGGCCGGCUGUAGCCUUUCCAGCAUUAGGGAUGGUUGGAAUUUGCUUGGGAUUAGAAUGGAGGGGAUAUGUGAGAAUGUUUUGUCAAUUUACAUAUCUACCAUGCUUUCAUUGUUUGACACCUGAAAUAUGAAAAUUAGCUUCUCUUCUCCUUUGUAUAAGUAUAAUGGAACUUUUGAGACAGUUACUUUGGCUACUUGGAGGGAUUUUUUAAUUGAUUUUUUUUUUUUUUUAUGUUUGCUCUUAGUAUUUAGCUCCAGAUAAUUUAGUACCUUAAUGGGAACAAACCUAAGAUGGCUAAUAAGAAUUGCCUAUCACUAUCAAAUUUUGAGCAUUAUGGUCAGAUUAAGAUGGGUUUUAAAAAACAUUUAAAUGCCUCUCAUUUGUCAAGGAAUAGCUAAGUUCUGAUCUUUGGUUAUUAGAUUUGAGGAGGUUCUCCUAUUCCCAUCCCAUGAUGGAAUACCAGCAAAUCUAAGGUCACCCACAUAUGAUUUGCUUUGAAAAGCAAAUGUACUUGCCUUUUUUUAGAAAGGUGGACAUCGUGAGUUGCAGUUUAGGGGUUUUUUUUCCACAUCUAUAGAAAAAAUGUAUCAGCGUCAUGUCUCAAUUUAGCAACCAACUUCAGGAAGAAAUUUUCUUUUCAGACGAGACAAUGGACAAAAAGCACAGUGUUCCUGUAAAGGGACUGGAUACUGCCAGUUCCCAUUUCAUAUGCUCUUAGGUCUGUUUUUAGGGGGCAGAUUUUUUUUGUAAGUGCUGCAUAAGGAAAAAAUAGCUCACUUUCUGCCACAAAGUGUUGGUAGUUUCAUUGUGGGAGGCAAUGGAAUCUCCAAUCAGCUGGCAAAAGGAAACUUUAGGUAUUUUUUUCCCCAUUAAUUCAACUGGAAGAAAGCAGAUCUUAGGUUUACAGAGGUCCUGCUGUUUCAGAAAGCACUGCUAGCAAGUGGCAGCAUAUGAGCUACCUGGCAAUCUGCUUUUAUGUUACUUUCUUUUGAAAAAUGUGGAUGCCCUACUUCCUGCAGUAUGAUAGCAGUCCUGUUAGAACUAGCUCUGAGGGUUUGACUGUAAUAUUUCCCUGAUUCCUGAGCUUUGUAGCUAUGUAUUCUCGAGGCCCUCCUGCCUUAGAAUCCUAAGUGCUGCCUUUCUUCAUGCUGAUAAUAUUGUAACUACUUGUGUCAGGGAUGAAGCUUCACUUGACACUCAGGAAACAAAGAUAAAAUUCAGCAGCUGCAGAUUCAAACUGAUGUAAAAAACCCCAUUGCUUAACUCAUUAUGUCCAUUCUUUAGCAAAGGGAGGGUAAGCAUUGUGGGGAGACACUGACAGUUCUUUAAAAUAAACUUAGAGUUUGUGUCAGCCUGCAUAUGUCAGAGUCUUUUUAGAAGUAGUUGCAUUUGUAGAGGUAUUUUGCCUUUUUAAUAUACUUUUUCAUUAAAAAAAAAAAAGUGAAUUGGGCCCCAGAUUCCUUUAACACUUCAGAUGUGGACUUCACAAAUGUGAAUAGUCCAAUACAAAGAAACAGAAAGUUCUAAGCUACUUAAAGGAAAACAUGUAAGCACAUGUGUUACUAAGCCUGUGCUUAAGAGUUUAUUGGGUUGGGGCCAUCAGAGAAAACAUCUCUACUGCUAAUAAAAAUAUAUAUAGGUGGUGAAGUUACUUGAAUACAUAUAGGUGGUGAAGUUGUCUGUCACACAUGGUGGAGUUUACUGAAGGAGAGUGGGAAAGAACAUAACUGGAAAACUCAUCAUCUGUUUGAACACAUCAUCAUCUUGCUGGUGUCCCGUAGCUAACAUUCUGAGAUCUUCAUGUUUGUUAAACAACUUAAAGCUGCUUAAAAUAAAUACUAAUGACUACUUUUGCAUCUGUAUUCUAUUUUUGGAAGUUGGUGAGUAACUUGAAAAUUUCCAUUUUUUGUGGGUAAACUUCAUAAAACAUAGUUGUAUGUGGCAGGUGGCAGAAAAACUAAUUUGUUUUGAGCACAGCUUUCCUGUGUGUCCCUCUGCUAAUUUUUUUUACGCUUCUCUAAGUUCAAUUUAUGUAAUCUUUUAAAAAUAGCUUUCAAAAAUCAAUUUUAAAUACCUUCGGAUUAAUAUUAAGUUGGUAGCUAGGGGAAGAUAAUUUCUAUUUGCAGAUGGUUUUUAUUUAUGGUUCUGGUAGAAAAAUCUUACUGUAAGUCUAGGAAAUGAAGUGCUCUGUAGGACUGUAAAGUCAGCUAUAUUUAGGGGGGCUUUAAUUACCUCAGUGGGACCCACCUAAAUUUUAUGUCAGUGUUGGAGCAGGUGAAGGGAAGAGUGAAUUUUGUUUUCAUGUUAAAUAUUUUUCCCUAUAUAUUGUUAUUUUUGUAGAUCUUUCUAAAAUAAAUUAUUAUAUGCUGGAGAUUGCAGUUCCACUAUAAUAUUCCACAAUUCCAGUGUACAAUAUCAGAUUGUUUGUAUUGAAAAGAAUGUAUUUGAUAAGUUAACAGGAAAAGUUAUUUUCAAACUGUGCUGUGUUUGUGUCUAGCUAUUGGAAAUACUUUUCCUAUAGAAAAUCAAAAUUAUAUGUAUAUGUCCUCAUAUAUACAUUUGGAUUAACUGUCUAAUGAUUACCCUAGGACUGCUAUAAGCUUAUCUAAAUAAUUUAAGAAUUGUCUCUUUUUAAAUAUUUUAAAGCAUUUUUCUUGUCUUCUUUUUUUUUUUUUUUGGCAGAAAGUAAUUUUCCCUUGCUAUGGCUACAGUAUGCUCAGACUUGCAUAUGUGCUCUGUUUGGGUUUCAAGCUGAAAAAAAUGUAUAAAAUGUGUAUAAAGAAAAGUGUAAAUAAAAUAUUUUUAAUCUUUAAA
Vidua chalybeata is the source of this 8327-nucleotide messenger RNA. RefSeq names its product kelch like family member 15 (gene KLHL15). The coding region runs from base 759 to 2573 and encodes 604 amino acids. Gene Ontology annotation, biological process: nuclear protein quality control by the ubiquitin-proteasome system; protein ubiquitination. The transcript is spliced from 5 exons. The record is from RefSeq and is a predicted model, not a curated record. Gene Ontology annotation, cellular component: nucleus; Cul3-RING ubiquitin ligase complex. Lineage: Eukaryota; Metazoa; Chordata; Aves; Passeriformes; Viduidae. Gene Ontology annotation, molecular function: protein binding.